GGCGCUGCGGGGCGGGGGAGGCAGUGCGAGGCAGUGCGGAAAGAGUUAAGGGAAGGUGGCGGGGCAGGCUGGCUGUCGGGAGCGAGCAUGUGCAGAUUGAAACCGCAUCCAUACUACGGGCGAGUGUCACUGGCACACUUCACCUCCCGCCGGCCGCGGGGCACCCAUGGACACCGGAAUAUAUGCUCUUGGUGUGGAUAUCUGAAAAUUUCGUACUUCUCUGUUGAGGCCGUCACUGAAGAACAUGGGUGUCUCCGUUUGUAGAAGAGGAAACUGAGGAAGGCUGUCUGGUUGCUGUAUUAACUGUUGGUCAUACACACCUGGGCUUAAAACAACUGGCAUCUGAAACCCCUUGGACGUGCUGGAGGCAGCCUAGUCUACCUGCGGAUGUUGUGAAUUAGGAACUGGCCAAAGAGUGGGAGAGCUCCAGGAUCCCUCCCCGGAAAAGAGUGCUGCUGGGGUGAGUGCAGAAGAAUGGCUGCGGCAGAACCUCUGACUGCUUUCUCACGAUGGUACCUCUACGCCAUCCACGGCUAUUUCUGUGAGGUGAUGUUCACAGCUGCCUGGGAGUUUGUGGUCAACUUCAACUGGAAGUUCCCUGGUGUUACCAGUGUGUGGGCACUCUUCAUCUAUGGCACCUCCAUCCUCAUCGUGGAGAAGAUGUAUCUGUAUCUCAAAGACAAAUGUAAUAUUUUAGUGCGCUGCUUCAUUUACACACUGUGGACAUACCUCUGGGAGUUCACCACUGGCCUCAUCCUACGCCAGUUUAAUGCCUGCCCGUGGGACUAUUCCCAGUUUGAUUUUGACUUCAUGGGCCUGAUUACCCUGGAGUAUGCCAUCCCAUGGUUUUGUGCUUCUUUCAUCAUGGAGCAGCUGGUGAUCAGAAACACCCUGCGCUUACGAUUUGAUGAGACUGCCGAGCCCGGGGCCCCCACCGCGCCCGUUGCCUUGGCCAAUGGCCACGUGAAGACGGAUUGAGCAGCGACUUAGAGCCAUACUUAGCAAUCUGAGAGAGCCCAGAUCUCUACCACUGACAGUCUGCUCUGGCUCUGAGGUACUGCUCCUUGCUGUAUAAGAUUCAUAACCCCAUUUUUCUAAUGGGGAUGUGCAUGGGAUAUACCAGAAAAAUUGGAACCAAUAGAUUUUCUAUGGAUUUUACUCUUUGGGCUCCAAGGACCAAUAUCAGUUACUUGUUAGUUAGGUCGUUUCUGAUUUUAACUUAUUACUGAUGAAAGCAGUCCUUUUGCUUACACUUUAAAGUGGAGAAAGAAGAAAAAAGAAAUGCUACGGCGGAAAUGCAUCCUAAAAAACCCCACCUAAUCAGUGGAUGGGCAUGGACACGCCAGCUGAGUUAGUGAUUGGCUUACUCCAUUAGGCAAUAUUCAGGUGCUUGCUUGCAACCAAUACCUCCCAUGGGACCUGAGAUGCUGCAGGAACAAGUAAAAUCCAUCUGCUGUGAGAAGUACCUAAGAUUGGCAGUCUGCUGGGGAGGUAGAUGGUGUUCCCCUCACCAGGUCCCACUGGCCUCUCCCCAGGUUCUUUGUUGCACCAUGAAAUAAUCUGGUGCUGGACAUCUUGCUGAACUUACACGGAUAUUAUACUUUUUGAAAUCUCAGUCCUGAUACUUCUGAUACUCAAUAGAAAUAUUUUCUUUCUUCUUUCCUUCUUUUUUUUUCUUCCUUUUUUUUUUUUUCCCCCUAAAAAGGCCUUUAUUGCCAAGUGAAUUUUACCAUAAUCUGUGCUAUCUGAAUCUUGGCAAAAGGCACAUGAAAUAGUGCAAGUCUUCCCAUCUCCUUUGUCCCCCCAAAGCAGAUCUUGCUACAGAUUCCAGCUCCCAUCUCAGCCAUGCAAACCUUGUAGAGACUAUAUAGACCACAAGACUUUUCUGCCUUCCUUUCCAGGGAUUCCUCUGUUUCUGGUGAUAUUGAUGACUUAGUCUGGCUGCAGCCCAUUGUAUUUAAAGGUCAAAACCUUCAUGUGGCUAACCCAGGAUUUGGUCCUCUGGCACUGACUCCAUGUUCCUUCAGCACUGGAAAACAACAAGAAAAACAACAAAAAACAAAACACCUGUCUCUGAAAAGCAUGCACUUCUUCAUGCUCUGCCUGAAUGAAUGGCUUUGAGUUAGGGUGCAAGAGCAGCAGUAGAGAGGUGGAGCAGGAGGGACUGCUGUGGUUUCACUGUAGACCUACCUCCACCAGGGACAGUUUGAAAUUUAACCUAUUGGGAACACUUAUGGAGAACAAGGACAGCUGUGGUGCAGGGAAGGUGUUUGAUAGUGGCAGCCACAAGUUUGUAAUUCACUCUGUCAAGUCUUGACCUUUGAAGUUAGCAAGAAACAGAGAGCUUCCAGCUGUCCGAUGUUUCACUCCUGAACUGAUUUAUGGGGAAGGUUUGCCAGAGUUGUCCCUAAGGCCAGAUUAAUUUUUCUUGUUCUUCCACCACAGUCAGCAGAACUGUACCAGGGAUAAUUUGGCUUGAAAUGCAAAUCUGUUGUAGGAUUCCACUCUUAUUUUGGAAAUAGUUGGGCCAUUUCUGUGUAUGUCCCUUGUCACUGGUAGGGGAUGCUCAGCUAUGAACCUGCUCUUGCCCUGGUGCAGCCGUUCCUGAGAGGAAAAGCAUUGCUGGCCCUGUGAGUAGAAUUGUUUCUUGGUUCUGGUCUUACAGGGCAGUGUUAAUCCUUCUUUGUAUUACACAGAGAGCAAUUACUUUAUUCCUUCCCUUCCCCUUUUCAUAUGGCAUCCAUUGCUGGCAAUGGACACAUGAAAACAGUGGUGGCAAGGAGUUAAUCGAAUCUGCCCUGGAUAUGCAAUGUAUCCCAAAUCACUGAGAAUACUUAGGUGGGUAUUUAGAGUUCCCUUUUUACAGUUCAUUAAAUUAAAAAAGGACAAACACUGAACUGAUAGUUCUUUUGAUGCUGUGAUGCCAGUGUUAUGAAAUCAGAGGAACAGUGUGUAGUUGAUCAGCCUUGUUGGUCUCAGGAGUAUAGACCCAAGCAAAAUAGUCAUCUGAAACUGUACAUGGAGGAAAAAAACCAGCUUUGUGUGGGGGAUAAUGUAGAUGAGCUCUACUGGAGCAGAACAGGAAUUGCAAGGUGCAGAUCAGAGUUGGUAUCCCACCAUUUUGGCCCUGGUUAUGUCACGAUCAUCAAAUGCAGUGUCUAAAGCUGGGUUGUCCUCUCACAGCAUAGCUUAAAAUGUGGUGUUGUGCUGCCUCCUACACCACCCCCACAUCAUGUAAAACCCUCAGCUUUACAGAAAGAUCCUUAGGAUCCCUGCUUUCUCCUUAGCUAUUACAAAACUCUUUGGAAAGGUUGAAAGGAGUUAGCAGUGUGGUGUGGAGGACUGGCUGUCUGCAGAACUAACCUGGUGUGCAAUAGCAGUUGUGUCUGUUAUUGUCUGUACUUAAGAAGGUCCCAUAUAAAUGACACUUUAUUUGUGUUUUGCUGAGUGAUGUAAUAUUUAACUGCUCAAAAUAUGGAGGGUUUCCCAGCAGCAUCUAGUAUUCUAGGGCAUUGUUCUUACUGCCUGUGUCAUUGAAACAGCUGUUGUAGUCUGCUUUCCACUGGUGUCUGACAUGUACCAUCCAGCUAUUGCAUCUUCAUAGAGUGGUAAUUUAUACCCAGAAGUGCACUUUACUUGCAGCUUGCACACCAGAAACAGAAAAGGACCUGGCAAAUUCUUAAAUAAUUUAAUUGUGUAUAAUACCACAUACCUAAUGCAGCAGGAUUAGCCAGACUUCUCCUUUCUGAGCAAUGUGGCUGCUGUCAAAGCUUUGUCUUUUCUGCAAAAUCUCCCUUUUUAAUACAUGUGAUGCUUCUUAUAACAUCUUGCAGAACUGCCCAGAGCACGUCACCAGGAUCUCAGUGGCAGCUCAGUGAGAGCUCGGGAGCUGGACUGAAGUUGAAGAGACAUUUACAUUAAGAAGAAAAAAAACGCACAAGGCCUAACAUUUGUUUGUAUGUGUAUCUUCCUCAGUAGAUUAAAGUUGCCUGUUUUGAGUUCACCAGCAAUAAAAAAACCAUUGUGAUUUA
Molecule: messenger RNA, 4031 nt
Organism: Onychostruthus taczanowskii (white-rumped snowfinch)
Lineage: Eukaryota; Metazoa; Chordata; Aves; Passeriformes; Passeridae
Gene: TMEM229B
Product: transmembrane protein 229B
Exons: 4
Coding region: 475-978 (167 amino acids)
Source: RefSeq, a predicted model, not a curated record